Parnassius apollo (apollo) is the source of this 378-nucleotide messenger RNA. Lineage: Eukaryota; Metazoa; Arthropoda; Insecta; Lepidoptera; Papilionidae. The record is from the annotation of a GenBank genome assembly.
AUGAGGCUGCAAGAAGAUGAUUUACUGGGCGAAGAUGAGGAGAUUGGUGAUGGUAGCGGCUAUGCAGCUGAAUGUAUUCGUGAGCCACAUUCUGAUAACGAGGACGCCGAUUAUGUUGUGAGUGAUCACGACACCAAUUCGGAAUGCUCCGAGACUGAAGAACUCCCGUUCUUCUUAACUUCUGUACUAUUCUUAGUAACUUGGACAAAAUACCAUGCCUUAGAAUGUCUAAGGCAUGGUAUGUUGUCCUUGGUUGAUCAGGAAUGUCCAGAUCAACCAAGUACAACGCAAAAAGAUGAUAAUUUACCGAGAGAUCGGCGCAAAUAUUGCUACACUUGCAAUCAUAAGAAAGACUGCUUAUCUUUGCACUGUCUGUAA